This is a messenger RNA of Vitis vinifera (wine grape), 2259 nucleotides long. RefSeq lists its product as uncharacterized. The transcript is spliced from 3 exons. Bases 79 to 1863 code for a protein of 594 amino acids. The record is from RefSeq and is a predicted model, not a curated record. NCBI's taxonomy places the organism in Eukaryota, Viridiplantae, Streptophyta, Magnoliopsida, Vitales, Vitaceae.
GGGUUCGUGGACCAAUACUACUAUAGGGAUAGGGAUGGCAGUUUCUUGUUUGAUUCAUUCCUGUCAAGAGACGAUGAUAUGGAUGAGGUUGAAUCACCUGUUCGUUUAGAUGGGGAAGAGCCUGAAGUUGAUUGUCAGAUACCACUGAAAGGAAUGGUGUUCAUGUCAGAGAUGGAUGCUGAAAAAUUUUACUACCACUAUGCUGAGAAGAUCGGUUUUAAAGUGAGAAAAGGUAAGGUACAAAGGCUAUCAAAUGGGGACAUUAAAAGACGAUUUUUUCUUUGUUCAUGCGAAGGUUUUCGGGCCAAGAACCAAUCCAAUCAGACCAAAAACAAGUAUCAGAGAAAAGAAACAAGAACAGGUUGCAAUGCCCAUGUCCAAGUUACACUUGAAAAUGGACAAUGGGUGAUUACAGAACUUCAUCUUGAGCAUAACCAUGACCUUGAAAGCCGUAAUCAAAGGUCAAAUAAGAACAUCCUCGAUAGGGAUAAAUUGCGCUUGGGUGUUUUUUCUCGGAAUAUUCGCUCUAAACAUGUAUUUGAACCAGUCGAAUCUCAAGUAACCGACUCCAAAAGGGCAGAAGAAGAGGGUCUAUCCAAGGUCCAUACUCCCUCCAUCCUUGAUGAAGCUGAAGACGUAGAUCAAACCAUUCGGGAUGCUAACAACGCUGCAGGAGUGGUUCAUAUUAUGGCAGCUGAAUCAUUUGAGGGCCAGAAAACACGACAGGCUGAGGCCUGGAAACCCACAAGCACUACCCAAGCUCUUGAGAAGGGAAAGAAAUUACCCCCACUACACCCUAAAAAAGUGUUUAUUCCUCCUCAGCCACAAGAGGAAAAGGAGGAUACAAUGAGCAGUAAUCUGCCAGAUUGGGUAUUCACUCAUGGCAACGAAGAGGUUGAGGUAAAGGGCACUGAGGAUGUACUACAACACACUGCUAAUGAUGUGGAGAACAUUUCUAAUGAUGGGAUACUAGUGAAAGAUAGGGUCUCCGAAUUGCCGCCUACUUCAGCUGUUCAUGUCUCAAUUCCUUUGCCUCAAAGCUUUGUUGAACUUCUUACUCCCUUCUCUCCAAGUCGGGCCCCAGUGCCACUAACCACCCUUACCAGUGCUCCUGAGAAGCCCAUCCUAUCCUCUUUUUCAACAGUUGGCUCAGACUCAUCACCUACCAUUAUUUCGAGUCAUGAACUUCAGGGUAGGAGAGCACCACCCGCAGUCCAAAAUCCUACUCUCCCCAUCUCAACCAUGACCAAUGCUAGCACAUUGGUGCCGGGAAGCUCAAACCUACAACCUCCUCCCCAAGCCGAGCACCAGGGGAUUAUAAGGGAUGAAGGGUCUAUUCCCCAAAUAGGCCCACAUGCUCUGGCAGUAAGUUUGGCAUGGAUCAGGGAAACCAGUAUUCAAGUUCAAGGACCUGGGUUCUCUCCUGCAGGCUAUUCAAUUUUGGAGCAAAUAUUUACCAAGUAUGGGGACAUAACUGCUGACUGCUGCUUUACAGCGCCCCAGUUUCGAGCCCAGUUUCUAGCCUCCAUAGUGAAGAUUGUGCAACUGAUGCAGCAGCACACUGCCCGAGAACUAUCAGAUGCAGAUAUCUCCUUUAUUUGUAGUACAUUGAGCGAUUUGGAGAGGGCACAGGUUAAGGUUGAUUGGUUAAGAACUCAAUUUGUUACUGUGGGGCCUCUGAUUCACUAUGCACAGGCUGAGGCCAAGAGGGCCAUGAUGCUCACUCGCUUGAGUGCAAUGAAAGUUGAAAUGGCACAGCUAGAGCAUGAGCUGGAUCAAUCUGAGGCCAUCUUGCGAGGCUUGAAAGAUCAAAUGCCUGACUGGCUUGGAAUUGAGGAUAAGCUUGGCAAGGGAUUAUUGUAGACCAUUUGCUCAUUGUUUUCUGUUUGUUUUUUUAAGCUUGGAUGACUUGAGGAAUAUUGGCAUGUUGGAGUUCACAUUUAUCAGAUAAUGAUCCAUGGAAGCUAAAACAUUAGCUGACUAAUUCAUCAUCCCAAAACAUGAGAACAACCAAAUCCAUGUUAUGAGCUGAAGUCCUUGUAGAAUCCUUGUUCUGAUUGCUGAAACUCAAAAGGAGACUAUAGUCCAUAAGAUAGGGAAGAAUUCCUUAUUCUGAUUGAUUUGAAUUUCUGAAUUUCGAAGUGAUCAGCCCCUUAGGUAUGACUUGCUUAGUUUUCUAAGUUUUGCAUUUCAGAAAGCUCUGUAAGAUAUAUAUUUACAUGUUUUCUUAUAUAUGAAAUCUGAUCUGUGUUCAUCUUA